GAUUCAGUGAAAGGAAUAAAAUAGGAGCGUAAAGUAACAUUAUUUUACGCAGCCAUAUUUGUGUGUUCAUUGUAUGGUUAAUUGAUCGUUGUUUUAUUAAACUGUGUCGUUACGUGUUAAUGGUUAAAUUAUUUUAAUUGUAAAAAUAAUAAUACAUAUUAUUUAUUUAAUAAUAAAUAUUAAAUCAAUAAUUAAUUAAGAAGAUAGAAUAAGAAUAUAAUUGUAGGAAAAAAAAUUCACCCACAUUUGAUUACAACCAGUAGGUCGACGAGUGGGUUUCAGUUUGUCUGAAUAUUUGAUUCAGGCAUGUCGGAAAGUGAAGCCGUUGCAUCCCAACAAAAGCAGCAGCAGUCACAGCAACAGCAUUUUAAUCAACAGUUUAAUCCCAACCCGAUGGCAAACAUGGUUUGGCAGUAUCCUCAACCAGCUAACAUGCAUCAAUAUCAAGGUUUUCCAAACAGCCAAAUGUAUCCCCAAGGGUACAAUCCUCAAGGACAAAUGUAUUACUAUCCUCCAGGAAUGAUGACAGCAUACGGACAACAUUUUAAUGCUCAACAGAUUCCAACUCAGCAGCAGCAGCAGCAGAAUAUUCAGAACAAUCAGGGUAACAAACCACAGGGACUUCAGCAGCAGCCGCAGCAACAACAGCAGCCGCAACAGCCAAUCCAACCGAUGGUUUUAGAUGAUGAUGCCGAUCUUCCCCCCUUGCCUCCAGGACCGCCACCUCCUACUCAACAACCAUCUCAACAUAAUAAUCAAACUCAACCUCCAUUACAGAAUCAGCCUCAGAUGUUUAUGUACUAUCCUUCAAAUUACGGUGGAUGGGCCGAUCAAAAUGACAUGUCACAGUUCAACAAUGGACAGCAACAGCAAGUGAGAUUCAACCCUCCAAACAAGAAAGCUGGCGUUGGUUCCGUGCCAUCCGGUAACAGCGGAGCAGCUAAGAAGAAGAGACGGAAGAAUAAAUUCGUGACGGUUUCUCAAGGAAAUAACAACUCAUUUCAGGCAAAUAAUGUAGUCACAACUUUUACCCCGGGUACAGAUAUAAAACCCGACAGCUUACCUCCGUUGCCUCCCACCGAGGAUAUCGCGGCACUUCCAAAAUCAGUCCCACCAGCAAUUAAAAUCCCCGACGUUCCGAUAGUUCCGGCACCAACUAGUAACACGACUCAACCCACAAGCGUCCAUCUGUCUCAAGUUAACUCAAAAAAAUCCACGGUAGGUAGCAUCAACUCCUCCACGAACAGCAACACUUCUACUACUGGUGCUCCGGUAACGGGGACGAACUCCAAUCCUGUGGGUGACUGGCCCGAUAGUUUAAAGAAUUACGUAAAUCGCUGUUACGAAAAAUGUCAGACGGCUGUUGACAAGGAUCAGGUUGAGAUUAUUUUAAAGGGUAAAAUAACACGCGCGGCUAAUGACGGCUCGCUCUGGAUCAAGGACUGGGACAAAGAACCUCUGCCAAGUAUUCACAGCGAGCGUAUGACUAUGACGAUAAAAGCUAAAAACCCAAUCGUCAAAGCCACUAACAAUUCAUUGACAAUCACAAUGAGCAAUAAUUUACGUAGGCCAGGCGGCCUCUCGACGUCACUUGGUGCACGUCUAGGGGCGCGUCUAUCAGCAGCAGGGCACCCAAGAUCCAAGUCACGCACGCGAUCUAAAUCAAAAUCAAGGUCGCGUUCGCGGAGUAUUAGCCCACCGUCACGUAAAUACCGACGUAGCAGUUCCUCAUCCUCUAAUACGAGUGAUCGUGGUGGUAGUCAUGAUUACAAAUCGUCGUCGUCAAAAUCCUCUAAAAAAUCUAAUAAUCGAAGCAAGGAUAGUCAUAGCGCGAAAAAAUCUAAGAAGAAUAAACAACCUAAGUCACAUUUCUAUUCUGAAUUUGGUUUAGCUUCAGGCAAUGCUGAGGAAUUAGGCUCGAAAGAAAAACUACAACAGCGGGCAGCUCGUUUUAAUGAUUCAAUUACCAGGACAGUUGUUGUUAAAGAUGAUACAGCAGACUUUGAUUUCACAGGAUUACAUAUCAUCGGUACAUGCAAAGACCUUGAGAAACCUUAUCUCCGUCUUACCUCUGCUCCAGCUGCAUCGGCAGUACGACCGGUAAGUGUUCUUCAGUCUUCUCUGGCUCACGUGAAAAAGCGCUGGGUGUCGGAGCAAGACUACAGAUACGCGUGCGAUCAGCUUAAGUCAAUACGUCAAGACUUAACAGUACAAGGCAUCAGAGACUCGUUUACGGUACAUGUUUAUGAGACUCAUGCUCGUGUUGCACUUGAGCGUGGAGAUCACGAGGAAUUUAAUCAAUGUCAGACGCAGUUACGGAUGCUUUACCAAGAUGUCGGUGGCGAUAACCGUUGCGAAUUCGUAGCUUAUCGAAUCCUCUACUACAUCUUUACUAAAAAUACGCAGGAUCUCACUACGAUAAUGGCUGCUCUGACAAAGGAUGACAAAAAAGAUGAGUGCAUAAAACACGCACUUAAAGUACGAUCUGCAUGGUGGCUGGGUAAUUUUCACGUUUUCUUCAAACUAUAUAAAAUCGCACCGCGUAUGGCGGCAUUUCUAAUGGAUUGGUUCAUUGCUCGUGAGCGGAAAAACGCUCUGAAGACCAUGAUUAAGUCCUAUCGGCAAAAUUUGGCUGUUGAUUUCAUCAUUACGGAAUUGGCGUUUCAAUCUUUGGACAAGUUUUAUGAAUUUGUCAGUGAUUUUGGUCUUAUUUAUGCCGAUUCCGAGCGACGGCUCCUUGAUUGCAAGGCGAGCAGUAGUUGUUUAGGUGGUUGGUAAAAAAAAAAAAAAACCAACAAAA
This is a messenger RNA of Microplitis mediator, 2800 nucleotides long. Its product is annotated as leukocyte receptor cluster member 8 homolog. Bases 307 to 2778 code for a protein of 823 amino acids. Gene Ontology annotation, cellular component: nucleus. The transcript has 6 exons. Lineage: Eukaryota; Metazoa; Arthropoda; Insecta; Hymenoptera; Braconidae. The record is from RefSeq and is a predicted model, not a curated record.